Messenger RNA from Durusdinium trenchii, 3399 nucleotides. Lineage: Eukaryota; Dinophyceae; Suessiales; Symbiodiniaceae. The record is from the annotation of a GenBank genome assembly.
AUGAAACUGGAGGAGCCUUUGCUGCCAAAGCCCCGAAGAACAACCCGCUCCAAGAUCUAUGACGUCCUUGAGGGGAAGGGGAGUUUUGGCUCGGCCUAUAGCUUCUUUCUCACUGUGGUGAUCCUGGUGAACAUUGCGAGCUUUGUUCUGUCCACUGAGCAUGGCAUGGAUGACUACCGCGGUGUGUUUGACAAAAUAGAAACAGCUACAGUUGGCAUUUUUACAUUUGAAUAUUUGCUACGAUUCAGUACCAGAGGAGGAACUUGUUUCAGCCGGCUGAAAUGGGUGUUUACCAACUUCUUCUCGAUCGUCGACCUGAUCUCCAUUUUGCCCUUUUAUGUGGAUCUUGCUAUUCCUGGAAGGCAAAGCUAUUUGGCCACGCAAUGGGUGAGAGUUGCUCGUUUGCUCCGGCUCCUCCCUCCACUGCCAUAUGACGUGAUCUGGAAGAAAAGCAGCAAACUCCUCCUCGCAAGUGGCUUCGCUGGCUUCACUGUUUGGGUCAUUUGUGCUGCGCUGUACUACUGGUUUGAGACUGGCAAUCCGGACAUGAUCUAUUGCCCAGAUGAAGAAUUCAAGAAGAACGAUGCUUGCUGGAAUCGGUUCCACUCCAUCCCGGCUGCAAUGUACUACUCAGUCUUGAACUUCUUUGGGGAGUUCCCUUUGGCGGAUCAGCAUUCACUUGGUGGGCGCUUUGUGGGUGGCUUUAUCCAGGUGAUGGGUGCAGCUGUGAUGGCCAUCCCUGCUGGAGCACUUGGCAAUGCCUUCUCCGAGGUGGUCGAAAAGGAAAUGAAUGAGGAGGAAACCGAGGCGGCCGAUGAUGCAGAGGCGCAGAAGGAGAAGCCCACACCUAAGGCCGGCGUCGCGGCUGUUCGCUGCCUGGACGGGGAGAGACAGGUGAAAACAUACCCAGUGACUGAUGACUUUACCAUUGACCUGGCUGAUGCCUGGUUUGUGGUGAGUGUGCUGUUGGUUGCAGCUUCCUCAUUGCACUUCAUUCUAGGGACGCUCAGACACCUACCUUCCCGCCUAGACGAAUUGCUGCUUGUGCUGCAAGUGCUGGAUGUUGUUGCAACUGCAACAUUUUCAGUGGAGUACGUCUACAGGAUUUGCACAGCUACUGGUGUUGGGUUCUCCUCACCGCUGCGGUACAUCGUGAGCGGGUUUGGUGUUAUUGACGGUCUGUGUGCAGUAGUUCCAGCAAUGAGCUACGCUUUCCCAAGGCCGUUGUUCCGUGCCUUUGCCACGUUGCGAAUUCUCAAGCUGGAGCGCUACAUCGGCGCCUUCAGCUCUUUCAAGCAGAUUCUGUGGCAAAAUAGGGCAGUGCUAUCAGUGACUGGAGGGGCAGCCGCUGUGCUGUGGGUGAUUUUCAGCACCCUGAUGUACUAUGCAGAGCACCACAACCCAGAUCCGGAAAUGGCUGCACACUAUUCUAGCGUCUCAACUUCCAUGUGGGUGACGCUGUUGAACCUAUCCGGGGAAGCCCCCCUCUGUGAAUACACCACUGCCGGGAAGUUCAUCUCCGCAUUGAUGGGAUUGAUCGGAGUGGGCUUCGUGACCAUCCCCAUGGGAGUGCUGGGUUCAGGUUUUCAGGACCUCCUAGAGCAGGAGGAUGAAGACGACGAUGCUGCAGACACGAAAGAAGGCCCAACUGGUCAAGAGACGUUCCCCUCGUUCCGACAACUUGUAUACAAGUUUUUGCAGGGCUCUGCAGCAAACCAGGUUGAAGACCUGAAUCCCUGGGAAGCCCGUGCAGUUCAUUUUGAAAGACUGAUUUUCUUUACAAUUUUUGUGACGGUCAUCGCUGCCAUCAUGGAGACGGUGGAAGGUUUCGAUCCCCCUGGCUCCUUCAACCGUCAGGCGUUGGACGCCAUCGAGAUCGUGGCGACACUCCUCUUCACUUUGGAAUAUGGCCUGCGCUACUUCUGUGCCCCAGAGGCCCCGGAGUGGGCGGCCCAGGGCUACGUCAGUGAUCGGGCAGCACGAUGGAGUUUUGCCACCUCUGCUUCGUCGAUAAUUGACCUGUUGGCCAUUGCACCCUACUACUUGGCGCUUUGUGGUUCCAGUCUUGCAGACCAAUACGAUGGCGAGCUCCGGAUGUUGCGAAUCUUCCGAUUGCUGACAUUGGACAAGUAUAUUCCCUCGGUGUCCUUGAUUGGCCGAGUGUUCACCAAACAUGCCAAGGACUUCCAAAUGGCGGCCUAUGCUUCAGCAUCGCUUUGGUUGAUCUUCUCUGCGCUUAUGUGGCUCACUGAGAGGCACGAUGGCACCGAGGUGGACGACCUCAGCAUGUCGCAGCGCUACGGGAACAUGCUCACCGCCAUGCCAUACACCUUGGUUCACCUCACAGGAGACUACCCUUUGAUCGACUAUGACUUUCCAGCCAAAUGCGUCCUCUUCCUGGCCUUGCUCUUUGCCGUUGGAGUGGUCUCAGUUCCCACCGGUCUUCUGGCAUCGGGCUUUACACAGGAGCUGAAGAAGUACCGUGCGGAAAUGAGAAAGAAAAGAGCAGAUGCAGCAACAAAGAUCGAACGAGCCAUCCUCAGCUACUUGAGGCGGAGGAGGUUGCGAAAGAUCACUGAAGACACCAAGGCACAGAGCAUGUCCAUAAAAAGGCUCAAGGACUCGGUCAAGAAGGACCACCCUGGAAAGAUCAAGCUGGUGGACUUCCUGGAAAAAAAGACGCUGGCAGGACGAGUUUGGAAGAAGACCAUGUUGCUCCUCAUCAUUCUGAAUGUCCUCGCCGUGAUUGGCGAAAGCAUGACCUGGGUCAAGGAGGCAAUCGGGCCAGACAUUUUAAAUGGCUUCGAGUUGGUGAGUGUCCUCCUGUUCACCUUCGAGUACCUGGCCAAUGUAUGGUCUGCGAAUGCCAAUGUCAGGUACUGUUUCCGGCGUAGGAAUUAUACUCUGUCUUUCUUCGGCAUUGUGGAUCUGGUGACGGUGGCCCCCUUUUGGAUCCAGACAUUACUGUACCUGAGCGGAAUGCAGUUCAAUGCCUUCAUCUUCCGAAUUGCACGGCUGCUUCGCAUCCUGCAAUUGGAAGACUUUGUUGAAAGCUUCACGUUACUUGAUGAUGCAUGGCGGAGCUGCCGUGAAACCAUGGUGGCCACAGGGUUUAUGGCUUUGCUGGUCUGGGUCUGUGGUGCCGUGCUGUUCUAUGAGUUCGAGCAGGACAACCCUGCAAUGGAAGGAGCCUUCAAGGACUUGCCAUCCAGCAUGUACUUCACAAUUAUUUUCCUCGGCGGAGAGUGGGCAAAGGUUGAUUUUACACCAGGUGGAAAGAUUGUGUGCGUCAUAUAUUGUGUCGUUGGUAUCGGGCUCUACGGAAUACCAAUUGGGGCCGUGUUUGAAGCAUUCAGCGAUGUCUUGGCGGAUCAAGAGGACGAAGCUGAAGACGAGUGA